Molecule: messenger RNA, 1886 nt
Organism: Kogia breviceps (pygmy sperm whale)
Lineage: Eukaryota; Metazoa; Chordata; Mammalia; Artiodactyla; Physeteridae
Source: RefSeq, a predicted model, not a curated record
UGGCAGGUGCCAGAUCUCCAGGGCCCUGGGAGCCCUGGAGUGGGGUUCACAUUUUAUUCUCCGUGCCAGAGAAAGCCACCGGGGGAUUGUUAAGCAAUGCAUAUCCUGAUUUUGAAGCUCCUGGAAGACAGUCUAUGUCCUGAUUACUGUAGCAAUAAAUAUUUCUUGAUGAGGUGAUGAAGUAGUGACUCUGCCUGCUGCAGAAGGCUUUCCUCUGCUAAAUGCCUCCCAGCAUGUCUGCUAGAAAUCUUCAGCCAUCGGGAACAUCACCUCCUCACCCUUCCACAACUUUCCACCACUCCACGCAGACCUUAUCUUCACAGGAAGAAGGUACCAAGGGAGAUGAGAAGAGUUCAAUGGAAGAAUUUUUAUUUCUUCAAGAGGAAAAGAGCCCAGAGGAAGACCAGUACCUAGAGGAGGAGGAAAAUUAUCUGAAAGGAAAGGAGCAUCUGAAGGAGGAAAAGUAUCUACAGAAGAAAGAGCUGCUGGAAGGAAAAAUGUUUCUGUAUGAAAAGUUUCUGGAAGAGGGUGAGUAUCUGGGGAGGACGUCCCAUAGAUGCAGCAGGCUUCUCCUUGGCGACACGAUGCCGUCUACAUCCUUGGUGAAGCGCGACGGAGAGUUCCUGGGCUCGCAGGACCAGAGCAUGCAGAUGGAGUGGAUCUGUGAAAGCCGGCAGGCGGGAACCAUAUCUCCUGGUGAAGAGACCAUGGAAUCCAACGGGGCUGUUGAGAGACCACUGGCCUGGGUUGCGACCAGGUCGUAUCAGUCAGUGCUCAGGACCGUGCUCAAAGAAAUGGCAGCUCACGAUGAACUGGAGGACGAUAUUAACAUUCCCCUGACUGGUCAUCUGGAGAGUGAGACCAGAAUGAAACUGGGAAUUCUGCUGAAGAAAAAUUUUGCAAAAUAUAAGGAAGCAAUCCUCUGGAUUAUGAAGAAACAUGAAAACUUACUUAACCAAAGGGCUACAGAGACUACUUUCACAUUCCACUUAUGUAAUCUACCACCACAAGAUGAGGAGUCUGAGAAAGAAGUAGUCAAACAAUCUCGUCGUCUUGUUCGCCGUAAGAAGACGUUAGAAAUACACACAGACUGGAUAAAGAACAAGAUUAAGGUACAUCAAGGUGAUGGAAAAAUCAUUCUCUACCCCAGUGAGACUGUCUUCCAAAUUCUCUUUCCCGAUGGAUCAGGCCAGAUAUAUUAUCCAUCAGGACACCUGGCUAUGCUCAUCCUCAGUAUAAAAGAGGGAAAGUUCACAUACAUCAUUCUGGAAGACAGUGAAAAUAUGUGUGUCCGGGCGCUUAUCAACAACUCUGGCCAUGCCACCUUCUAUGAUGAAAAUGGAAACAUCUGGUUGAACCUGAGCCAAAACCUGGGAUACUACUUCGCCAGAGACAAGUACCAGAAGGCCUGGAACUGGUGGGAUCUGAACCUCCACAUCCACGCACCCCCCGUCCAGCCCAUCUCCUUGAAAAUCAACCAGUACAUCAAGGUACAAAUAAGGAGCCAGGAUAAGAUCAUCUUCCGCUUCAUCCACAAAAAGAAGCACAUUUGCUUAAACCUAGGCACCAAGUACAAGUACAUCACCCCGGCGGUGCUGAGCAAAAUGAAGAAGAAAGCAGUCCUGGAGAUGGAAUUCAGUUCAACAGCUCAGAAGAUCCAGAUCCUUCUGGGAAAAAUGAGUAAGAUCCUGAAUAUACUGACCACCUCUGAUUUGGAAUGCUUCAUACAGGGCAUCAAGAUCUUGCCAACAAGACAGUAUGAGUUGGAGAAGGAACUCUCAUCUUCCAAGCUGGGGCAGUCACCAAACUGUGCUGCUUCGGCACGUGCUGAAUGUUUCGGGGAGGUGGAGGUGUCCAAAGCCCCGAGGAAACCCCCAAAGCCCUAG